This is a messenger RNA of Alosa sapidissima (American shad), 2457 nucleotides long. RefSeq names its product gap junction alpha-3 protein-like. Gene Ontology annotation, biological process: cell communication. Lineage: Eukaryota; Metazoa; Chordata; Actinopteri; Clupeiformes; Clupeidae. The transcript has 2 exons. The record is from RefSeq and is a predicted model, not a curated record. Gene Ontology annotation, cellular component: connexin complex. The coding region runs from base 160 to 1521 and encodes 453 amino acids.
AGGAGGCAGCUGCGCUUCGCGGAAGCCCAUCUCCAAGUUCAAAUCGCCUCAAUAAACUAGCUGGCCCCCUGAUAGCUCCAACGUGCGGAGAAGACUACGAGCUGGACAAAAAGUUUGGCAGGCUGAUUUCAAAAGGACUUUGGCUAGAAAUCGUGAAGCAUGGGUGACUGGAGCUUUCUGGGGCGUCUGUUGGAGAACGCGCAGGAGCACUCAACGGUCAUCGGCAAGGUGUGGCUGACCGUCCUCUUCAUCUUCCGGAUUCUGGUGCUGGGGGCCGCCGCCGAGGAGGUGUGGGGUGACGAGCAGUCGGACUUCACCUGCAACACACAACAGCCCGGUUGCGAGAACGUCUGCUAUGACGAGGCCUUCCCCAUUUCGCACAUUCGCUUCUGGGUGCUACAGAUCAUCUUCGUGUCCACGCCGACGCUCAUCUACCUGGGACACGUCCUUCACAUUGUCCGCAUGGAGGAGAAAAGGAAAGAGAAGGAGGAGGAGAUGCGCAAGGCUCUCCGCUUCCAGGAAGAGAAGGAUCUCUACAGGAACGGCGGCGAAGGUGGAGGAGGUGGGGGUGGCGGAGGUGGGAAAAAGGAGAAGCCCCCAAUUCGUGACGAGCAUGGAAAGAUUCGUAUCCGGGGGGCUCUGCUCCGCACCUACAUCUUCAACAUCAUCUUCAAAACCCUGUUUGAGGUGGGCUUCAUCCUGGGCCAGUACUUUCUCUACGGUUUCCAGCUUAGACCCCUGUACAAGUGUGCCCGAUGGCCUUGCCCAAACUCAGUAGACUGCUUCAUCUCCAGGCCCACGGAAAAGACCAUUUUUAUUAUUUUCAUGCUUGUGGUGGCUUGCGUGUCCCUUUUGUUGAACCUCUUAGAGAUCUACCACCUGGGCUGGAAGAAAGUCAAGCAGGGCAUGACCAAUGAGUUUGUACCGGAGCGUGAGUUGGUGGGCGAUGAGACCAGGGAGACUGACAAUGUGACAGUCCUGCCCGAGACUCGAGCGUCCGCUCCCAUCCCCAACCACCCGCCCAACUACACAGACCUGACUGUCGCAGGGAGAGGCGCCUUCAUGCCGCCAACCCACUCCAUGGCCCUUGUGGCCACCCCUGAGGCAGAGCACAAGUCAGACCCUCUCCACGACCCCCUCCACUCCUCCAUGUUCUCCAGCAAUAACAGCAACAACUACCGGCUACCUGUGGGGCAGAAUUGGGCCAACAUGGCUGCCGAGCUGCAGUCUAGUGAAGCCAAGCCGUGCACCCCUUGCUUGUCCUCCUCCUCCUCUUCAUGCUCUCUGAGUAACAUGGCGCACCCCAAGGAGCCCCCCCUGGCCUCCUCUGGCGUGAUGACUGAUGGCGAUGCUGAUGGCGAUGAAUCCAGCAGAGGGGGGAAGAGUGAUGCUGGUCGCGACAUCACAACUACCACAGUGGAGAUGCAUGAACCGCCAGUGGUCCCGACCGAUGUCCGCAGGCUAAGCAGGGCGAGUAAGACCAGCAGCAUCAGAGCCAGGCCCGAUGACCUCGCUGUCUAGCCCUCCCACUCCCCCUCCCCCCACACACACACCACCCCCAAAACCUCCCCUCUUUCCCCACCCAAUCACUCCCACUCAACAAACACACACAAAACAAACACACAUACACACACACUCACCACUCCACCACCUCUGGGGUUUUUAUCGAGAGAGAGAGAGGAAAGUUAUGAAAGUAACGAGAAGAAAAAAUACAACAGAGGCUAUUGAAGAAAGAAAGAGAAAAAGGACAGGUUGCUGGAAAUGUGAUGUUCAAUGACAUUAAAUUCUUUUAAAAUGCUAGACUAUCCAAAAAAAAAAAAAGAAUCAGUGCAAUCGGUGAGUUGUAGUGUCACCCAAGCAGAGAUGAUAGGCUCUGCAUGUGACAUACACUCACACCUAUGUGUUUGAAAAUGGGAGAAGCAGGUCGGCCCAGAAUUGUGAAGGAAGAGACAUUUUCACUAAUUUGGACACUAGCACUAUUAUUUCUUUCUUUCUUUUUCAUUUGUUUUGAAUCUUUUUUCUGAGGAAGAAUUUGGGAGAGGUAUGCACUUCUGAGUCGUGUUUUUUUUCUCUCUCUCUUUUGUUGUGAUAGAUCUUGAGUUUGACCCUUGUGCACUGGUGUGCCUUAGCCACCACUCUUUUAAUCAGUGUUCGUCCAUAUCGUUUGUGAAUCCCCUGGUUCAUCGUUCAUCAUAUGGUCACACGCCCCGUAAAGACCGAUGCUGAAUGGGACGUGCUCACACUGUGACUAUGCGAUCCGGAGGGAACCUUUACCCGCCGGUGUCCUGGGAGCUGGAGCAAAGGAGGAGGCUGUGGCUCUAUCCCAUGUUAUGACAGAUCCCAAGCCAAGACAUGUCUUUUAGGCUUUUCGAAGGUUGUGUAUGUUUGGAAAUAAGGAGGUCUUGUUUCACCGUCAUUAAAAGGAACAAAAAAAUACAUUCUUACUAUCAUUGCAGU